AAGAUAAAAUUAAGAGUAAUGGAAGAUGUAAAGGGAACAGUGUGUGUGACAGGAGGGACUGAGUUCAUAGCUUCAAUGCUGAUCAAGAGGCUUUUAGAAGAGGGUUACUCUGUUCGUACAACUGCUAGACCUGAUACAGAAAACAAAAGAGACCUUAGUUUCGUCACCAAUCUUCCGGGGGCAGCCGAAAAGCUCAAAAUCUUCGGUGCAGAUCUUAAUGAUCCCCAUAGUUUCGAUGCGGCCAUCAAGGGGAGCAAAGGAGUGUUCCUUGUUGCCACUCCUGUGGAUUUCCAGAACAAAGAACCCCAGGAAAUCGUAACCGAAAGGGAAAUCAGUGGAACACUAGGCAUCUUGAAAUCAUGCUUGAAAUCAAAAACGGUGAAGAGAGUUGUAUAUACUUCUAGUUUAGCCACCGUUGUACACAACGGCCAGGAUUCGGACAUGAUGGAUGAGAGUUUCUGGUCUGAUGUGGAUUUCAUUAGAGAAAAAGAAACCCCAAACUUCAGUUCCUACUCGAUUUCCAAGACAUUGACAGAAAGGGCGGCUCUUGAGUUUGUUGCAGAACAUGGAGUGGACGUGGUGACACUGAUUCCUGGUCUUUUUGUUGGUCCUUUCAUAUGCCCCAAGUUCCCUGGCUCGGUGCACAUUUCAUUGGCUCUGCUCUUAGGUACAUGCUACCUACUAUUAAUUUCAUUUUUGCGAAAGGGAGCGAAAGGGAGAUACGAUUGUUCUUCAUGCACCAUGAGUCUUCAAAAGUUGUCUGGAUUUUUAGGUGGCAAGUACCCACAGUUCCCAAUUUCCACACCUGAAUCCUUAGCAGAAAUCAAAGGUAGAAAAAAUCCUGGAUUGCCAUCAUAG
Molecule: messenger RNA, 858 nt
Organism: Hibiscus syriacus
Lineage: Eukaryota; Viridiplantae; Streptophyta; Magnoliopsida; Malvales; Malvaceae
Product: vestitone reductase-like
Exons: 4
Coding region: 19-858 (279 amino acids)
Molecular function (GO): oxidoreductase activity, acting on the CH-OH group of donors, NAD or NADP as acceptor
Source: RefSeq, a predicted model, not a curated record